Molecule: messenger RNA, 1733 nt
Organism: Triticum dicoccoides
Lineage: Eukaryota; Viridiplantae; Streptophyta; Magnoliopsida; Poales; Poaceae
Exons: 19
Coding region: 310-1566 (418 amino acids)
Source: RefSeq, a predicted model, not a curated record
UUGAACGGUUGGAUUUACACUCGCCACUCCACUCUCGGUUCCCCCGCCGCGGAGAAGACAGAUAGCAGCGCCGCCGACCUCGCUCUCUUCCCCGCCCCGCCCCGCCGUUGGAGAAACUGGCUGGGGCAGCCACCUCUACCGGCUACCGCGGCACCUCCAGGGCUUUCGCUCGCUCCAAUCUGGAGUGGAGAGGGCUGGAGGGGAUACAUUCAGCUUCAGCCUGUUCCUCAUCUCUUCCCCUUGCAUUAUUGUGCCUUGCCAUACAUCAUUUUCUGACAGAGCAGUGCUGCUGUUGAGACCUGAAUAAGCAUGUUGAUCAAACGGAGCAUCUUCGCUUCCUGCCACCUUGACGCUUUUCGCCCGUUCAUCAUAGUGCUGUUGGCGGCUGCGUACAUCUAUGUGCCAGCUACUGCUAUUGUUGCUGUUCCAAGUUCUCAUUGUUAUACCUUCGACAGUGAUAGCCACCUUGUUGACUUCACACACCUGGCUGGGAAGAAUUUUGAAUACAAUGAGGAGGGCUCAGUAACUUCUGACUUGGUUGUCCAGUUGUGCAAAGAUGUGCAGAGAAGGUCUCAGGCGGGUGGUUUCAUUGACUUUGGCCGCUUUACCAAUCAUCGCUCUUUUGAGACCGGUUCAAAGCCGAUUGACUACAUCCAGAGAUUUCACAAUGGUGAUUUAGCGAAAUGUGAAACUACGUUUGAAGAGAUGGGCCGUACUGCACAGGUCAACAUUAUGUGUGGACGAUGCUCAAAUAAAGUAUGCAAAGAUGAACAUGGAUGCAUUUGCAGCGUAUCCUAUGAUGAAAGGAUGUGCAGGACGGUUGUUGAGCUAGCCAUUCCUUGUCCUAAAAGAGGUCCAAGAGUUUUUAAGGGUUUCACUGUGGGCUUCCACCCCCGGUCAGCAGAAGUGGUUUACAAUGGAUUGACUCAACUGGGAUUCGAACAACUUCAUCAUGGGUUUAGCUUUCCAAGUGAGCAGAUUCACGUGUCUUUAUAUCUUAGCGCCAUGUCUUCUCUCGCAGACCUAGUUGGAAAACCUACCUUCAGGGUUAAUCCGAUGAAAGGGCUUGAUGUUAUGCUUACAGGAUCAGGGGCCAAUGGUGCCGUGCCUACUGCCCUGUCUCCAACAGUUCUGAAUGUGAAUUGGAUAUGCGAAAUCAUUCGAAGCAAUCCAUAUGUGGUGAAUGUUUCAAUCCCAGUGGUGGGCUAUGAUCCAAUUGAAUUCACGCUUACCAAAGAAUGUGGUUACACACAAGAAAGAGAGAGUGAUUCUAUGAGAGGGUGGGCAACAUUUGGAAUUAUUUCUUGCAUAUUCAUUGUCUUUUCGAGCCUACUUUGUUGUGGGGGAUUCAUCUACAAAAGCCGUGUGGAGCAUCAGGAUGGCUUACAUGCACUGCCUGGGAUGACUACCGUGUCUGCCUUUCUUGAUGUUGUUGGAAGACCAAGAGGCUACUUGAGAGCAGGUGAUCCUAGUGGAAAUCAUUCAAGCCAAGCAUCGUGGGAGAACACUUCUGUUACCACACCAGCAGCACAGAGAACAAAUGAUGGAAGAUAUGGGACAAUAUGAGCCAUACUUAGUCUUGUGGAAUUUGUCUUGUAGGUGUGCUAUUUCUGGGUCCUUUCCGGUCCACAAAACCUGAUCUGAAUUAAGAAGACCUCUUCCCUCCACUAUCAACUUGUAAUAGCUGUUGUCAAAUUUCGGAGGGCUGGCAAAGUCUAGUGGGCUGAUGUUGU